Messenger RNA from Naegleria gruberi, 1909 nucleotides. RefSeq lists its product as uncharacterized. Lineage: Eukaryota; Heterolobosea; Eutetramitea; Acrasida; Naegleriidae. The coding region runs from base 1 to 1902 and encodes 633 amino acids. The record is from RefSeq and is a predicted model, not a curated record. The transcript has a single exon.
AUGUCAGUACAAUUACCUGUCAAUUUUCUAGCGGUUGUGGAUUCACACAAAGGAUUGUCAUCUUUGAAUGGUUCACAACAUUCACCGAGGGGUCUUUCUCCAUCACAUUUUGCAGGUGGAAGUUCUCCGGUUUCGUCUACUUCAUUCUUGUCAACUUCUCCUGUUUCGUCUAGUUUAUUUGAUGGCUCCUAUUCGAAUGGACAAGGCUCACACUUUAAAUCCUAUAGUUUACAUGCAGAUUUUACAUUUUCUACUAGUAGUGAAGAGCAAAUCAAGAUAAAUAUUGAAGGAGUCGAUGAUUUUGACAGAACUGCCAACCAUCAUCCCAUCAGCUCGAGUCCAUUGUCAACCAGUGCACUUUCUGAUGGACACCAUCACAACCAUCACGACCAAUACCUUCCCGAUGAUAAUUUAUCAACUAAUUCAGCACAUUCCCAUGGAAGUUCCACAGCAAAAUCAACAAAAUCAACAAAAUCUUCAAAAUCUUCAAAAUCUUAUGGAGAAUUCAAACAUUUACCUCCGUUAGAAGAAAUGCGAGAACAAUUUUUCAAAUAUUUGCAAAGUUUUGAGUAUGAACUAGAAGCUAGAGCUAAGGUGUUGUUUCUUAUCAAGUUUAUGGAUGCAAGUUCAUUGAAAAUCAAGUCAACUGUCACAUCACGACAAGUGGUAAUGGAAAUGAUUGAUGAAUUUUGCAGAGAUUUAUUGUUAGAAUUGGAAAUUCCUACAAGUAAUAUAGAAAUUAGUAUAAAUACUGGAGGAGAAGGCAAUCCUUUCCAUUUCCUGACAAGUUUAAUCAUGCAUUUAAAGAAUAGAACUGCAAAAUUGUUUUCACAUGAAAGAUUGGAAAGUUUUUUAAAGAAACAACACGAAUGCUAUUCGAAAAACAUUGAAAUUCCACUCCAUACUGAUCCAAAUGAUAAAUUGAUUGGUAUUGGAAUGUUGGAUGAGAUUCAAAUCAUUAUUCAAAUGUUUUUGCAUGAUUUGGAGGAUUGGUUUAAUAUUUUCCAGGUGGAUGAAGAAAAAUUCAUUAACAAGUGGAUCAAGACGAAUCUGGAACCAAAGAAAUUGCCCUCCUCUGCCCUUCACAUUCUGUUAAAGAAGAGAGAUUUAUUCAAGCAUGCAGAGAAGGACCAUCGAUUCUCAGCCGAGGAUUUGAGUGUAAAAUUUGUAAUUGAUUCAGAUUGGAAGGCCAUUAAUUAUCUCACUAAGGAAUUUUCUCCAGAUUGGUAUCCAACUAUUAAGAAUCGAGGAAAAUUAAUGCAAUGGUCCACAAAGGCAGAUUAUACAGUUGGACAUUUGGAAUCAAAGACUUUUAAAAUGGUUGGUAAAUUGGAGAAUUCUCUGGAGGAAUGUGUCAAGGCACUACACACUGAUGAUCACUUAUCGUCAGUGUUGAAGAAUGUGACCUUCAACCAGAGUGAGCCCAUUAACAUGACUAGCUCACAACAGAAAUAUUCAAUUGCCACUCUUUCAUCAGAUUUUGAGAUUUCUUUAUUCCCUAAACGAGCCCUCGACAUGGUACUCUCAAGUCAGGCAUCAUUCGUUGGUGGUGAAAUAACAGAAUGUCUCCUAUUGAUGAAAUCAUACGAUAGUGGAGAUUCUAGAACAAGAUUGCCAAUGAUUGGAGCUAGGUUAUUACAAAAGAUUGAUAAUAAUAGUACGAGAUAUAUUGAUUUUAGAAUGAUUAAUCUGAGUGGAAUUAUGGCCACAAGUAUUGGAUGGGAUAUGGCCAGGAAGAAAUUUGCAACCAUGAUUGAUACUGGACUGAAGGAAGCAAUCAGUCGAGCUCAAAAGAAGAAUUUCGAUAUUGCAAUUGAGAAACACAAGAUUUUCAAAACACUAUACGAUAAUUGUAAACAACAUCAACAUGUUGACAUUAAGGAAGUUCUCUAUAAAGUUUAAUUUAAUU